GUAAAAUGUUCACUGCCUAAGUCACCUAGCAUUGGAUGUGGAAGUGCAUGGAACCCUUGAUGACUUCUCCGCAUUUCCAUUCGAGUCUUACAUAGGCGUCCUGAAGCGAGUAGUGCGGAACGCACGAAAUCCCGCGGCGCAGAUUGUGAGACGGUGCUUGGAAUAUGCGGACGUCUCCAAUUUCUCGCCUUGGCCUGAAUCUCAGCUUACUCGCAUACAACAUCGUGCAUUAACACGUCGUGAACUGUUGAUACUGGAUGGUACAACGUACGCAUGCAGCGCACCUGAUAACGUUAUCAUCGUAUCUGAUUACCCGUAUUGCAUUGUCCGGUUUGACCAUAUGGGCUCAGAAUGUGAGACCAUUGUUUGUAAACCUUUCACAGGCGUGCAUGCGUUGUACCAUCUCCAGAUACCUUCUUCCGUUUGCAACAUAUUUGCAGCCUCAGGCAUCAGCGAUGAUCUCAAAUCAUUCCGUGUGGGUGAUAUACUUUGCAAAUGUGUAUGCUUCUCUGUUGAUGAGUCAUCUAUUUCAGCGUUAUGGCUUCGUUAACAUAUUGCUUCGUUUCCCUGAGCACGUCCACUGGAUGCUCGGUUACAACCAUAAGCAGCUCUUGGCUGCUUGGGGACGGUCGGCAGGCGCUGCUACCAAACGUACCCCCUUCGGAAUACCUUAACGCUGUGAGGGAACACCGGCCGGCGGAGGAUAACUGUAAGUUGGCCCGUGUGACUAUACUUCGGCGAACCAGUAAGUUCUGUGCUGUCAUAAGUCUUCAGUGGAUUUCGAUCAGGCUGCUGCAAUAGCAAACUCAGUCGACCUUUCGAACCUGCCGGAAGACACGGAUUCAACAGUCGACAUGGGCACACCCCCACGUAGACUCAUGUGAGUUGCCACAUCUAUAUAACAUUUCAUCACAGCCGUAUGCCACGUCGUUUGGUUUCGGACGACGAUGACUUUGAGCCACCCAGGAAACGCAUGGUUCCAACAGCCGUUCCAUAUGGCUCGCCACCUAUCUGUUCUUUAACUGAGUUGGCCCGCUCGAUGGGUAAAAACUCACGUCAGUGGUCUUCCCAGCAAUACAACAUGGGUGGAUACAAACCAGCUUAUACAGCGUUCAAUACCGCAUCUAACUGUGGUGAAAAGUCGAGCCCACAGAUUCCGUCAACGGCAUCGGUACUAGAGUCCACCUCCGAUUCCUCCUUCAUCACCGUUCCUACAAGCAACUGGAAUGCUAUUCACCGCGAUAUAGACCAAAUGAAGAAUGAACUGCAGUCCAUAAAUGGUAAUGUUCAGAAAAUUAUGGAGACACUGGAGUAUAUGAAGAGCUCCAUGAGAUCGAUGGCUGCAACAAUUGCCGGGCAACCAGGGCAGCAGGCAACGCAGCUUCCUUUGCCAAUUACAUCGGUGGAGGAACUGCAGUCCUUCGAUAUACUAAUGCAGGAUGCAGGACGCAGGCAACAAUUGGUAGGAGGCUUUGAUACCUCACAUAUGCAUGCAGCAUACUUAUCUGGAAGGUGUGCA
Dicrocoelium dendriticum is the source of this 1519-nucleotide messenger RNA. NCBI's taxonomy places the organism in Eukaryota, Metazoa, Platyhelminthes, Trematoda, Plagiorchiida, Dicrocoeliidae. The record is from the annotation of a GenBank genome assembly.